AGUUUCACAUCGUCUUUCAUUUGUUUUUUUUUUUAUUUCCUUCUAACAUCGACACUUUUUCUAAGCCGCAGCACCGCCACAUUAUCAUUCUUUCUUUCAUCCCCACCCAACUCCCUCACCCUCCAACCAUGAGCGUCAUCAUCACGAAGCAGCGGUACAACUGGAUGGGGUACAACGGCACCGAGACGGAGGAGGUCGACACCGCCUUGCUGCGCGGCGACAAAUCCACGGUGGACAACUACAACUACGACCACCGCCAGCAGGUGAUCGCCGAGCUGAAGGAGCGCCUGUACCAGAUCAAGCGGGACUUGGACCUCCUGCCGGAGGAGGAGCUGCGCGCCGAGGAAGAGGCCCGCCAGCGCCGCCGGGAUGAGCGGAAGCGCCGCGAGGAGGAGGGCCGUCGCCAGCGCGCCGAAGAGGAGGCGACCCGCGCGGAGGAAGAGGAGCGGCAGCGCAUCGAGCAGGAGGAGCGCGCCGAGGAGCAGCGCCGGCAGCAGGAGGCGGACGAGGUGCGCCGCCGCGAGCAGGAGGCCGAGGCGCAGCGCAACGCCGACCGCUGGCGCCAACUGCACGGCGACAGCGAUGCCGACAGCGACGUCGAAGAGGAGCAAAACGAGGCCCUCUCGGCGAUGCCGCGGACACAGGAGGAAAUCAACAGCGCUGUGGCGGGCUUCUCGAAGGGCACCCGCAUGCUGCUCGCCGCUAACGGACAGGGCUACGUGAGCUAUAUCGACGGCAGCGUGCACUCCUCCAUCGAGAAGCUGGAGGCGCACAACGAGAAGGCCCGCGGACCGGCGGAGACGGCCACGGCCGGCAGCAGUGUCAGCAUCCCGCCGGCGGCGGAGUACUCGCUGGACGACGUGCGUGCCGCCGCCGCGCACCGCCAACUGCUGCGCAAGAAACUGGACGCUUAUCGCGUGCUGCAGGACCCGACCUACGCCGCCCGCAUCCGCUCGAGCGAGAAGGACGCGAGGGGACAUCCCACCACCGCCAUCACGCCCGAGGACGGUGACGAGGCGACCAUUGCGGCGAAGCUGCAGGAGGCGAAGCAACACUCGGAGGAGGUGCGCAAGGCCUACAACGACAGGGCUACUGCGAGCGCAAACGCGAUUGCGACCGCCACGUGCCCGCGCGCCGGUGGUGCGGCGGCGGCGGCUCCUGAGGCCCCGAAGGCGGAGGAGACCGCACCGGCUGCAGAGGCUGAGCAGCAGGCAGAGGAUAAAGCUGCAGCUCCACCUGCGGCCGCGGAAGACCUGAUGAAGGCCGAGGAGCUGUCCACUCCUGCGGCGGCAGCGUCGCGGCACAGCUCCAAGAAGGCGACACCCAAGGACGAGGGUGAUGAGUUGUAA
Molecule: messenger RNA, 1349 nt
Organism: Leptomonas pyrrhocoris
Lineage: Eukaryota; Euglenozoa; Kinetoplastea; Trypanosomatida; Trypanosomatidae
Exons: 1
Coding region: 129-1349 (406 amino acids)
Source: RefSeq, a predicted model, not a curated record